CUGUGAAGACGUAGCUGCGGGUGGCUGUGGUGGAGGCGUUCAAGAUGUCGACCAAGAAUUUCCGAGUCAGUGACGGUGACUGGAUUUGCCCUGACAAAAAGUGUGGAAAUGUAAACUUUGCUAGAAGAACCAGCUGUAAUAGAUGUGGUCGGGAGAAAACAACUGAGGCUAAGAUGAUGAAAGCAGGGGGCACUGAAAUAGGAAAGACACUUGCAGAGAAGAGCCGAGGCCUAUUUAGUGCUAAUGACUGGCAGUGUAAAACUUGCAGUAAUGUGAAUUGGGCCAGAAGAUCAGAGUGUAACAUGUGUAAUACUCCAAAGUAUGCUAAGUUAGAAGAAAGAACAGGGUAUGGUGGUGGUUUUAAUGAAAGAGAAAAUGUUGAAUAUAUAGAAAGAGAAGAAUCUGAUGGUGAAUAUGAUGAGUUUGGACGUAAAAAGAAAAAAUACAGAGGGAAGGCAGUUGGUCCAGCAUCUAUUUUAAAGGAAGUUGAAGAUAAAGAAUCUGAGGGAGAAGAAGAGGAUGAGGAUGAAGAUCUUUCUAAAUAUAAAUUGGAUGAGGAUGAGGAUGAAGAUGAUGCUGAUCUCUCAAAAUAUAAUCUUGAUGCCAGUGAAGAAGAAGAUAGUAAUAAAAAGAAACCUAAUAGACGAAGUCGCUCAAAGUCUCGAUCUUCACAUUCACGAUCUUCAUCACGCUCAUCCUCCCCCUCAAGUUCAAGGUCUAGGUCCAGGUCCCGUUCAAGAAGUUCUUCCAGUUCGCAGUCAAGAUCUCGUUCCAGUUCCAGAGAACGUUCGAGAUCUCGUGGGUCGAAAUCAAGAUCCAGCUCCAGAUCCCACAGGGGCUCUUCUUCCCCACGAAAAAGAUCUUAUUCAAGCUCAUCAUCUUCUCCUGAGAGGAACAGGAAGAGAAGUCGUUCUAGAUCUUCAUCUGGUGAUCGCAAAAAAAGACGAACAAGAUCACGGUCACCCGAAAGCCAGGUGAUUGGUGAAAACACUAAACAACCCUGAGCCCAGGGCCAACCCCUCGGAACACCACUACUUUACCCAGGCACCACAGGUCAUCUUCUGGAUCAUCCCAUUCUGGUUCCCGUUCAAGUUCAAAAAAGAAAUAAUGUAUUAAAAUUUACAUCUUUAAAAAAAAAAAAUCCAGUACAGUGCAUGAAGCAUAUUUUUUAAGAAGUUGGUGUCUUACUUGGUCAGAAGUGCUAAAUCUGCUAGUAGAGGUGCAUGCCUUUCAUUGCUUUUCAGAACAAUACAGCUGUGUUUAUUUGUGAAAUUAAAAGUAAACAGUAUUUUAAGCCAUAAUGUCCCAAAAUAGAUGCUCUCUAUCAUUCUUUAUUUACAACCAUUUAUUUAAAACCAUCUCAGCUAUAACAAAGUACUUUGUUUUUUUGGUGUUUCUUUUUUGUUUUGUUUUUUACUUUGUUUCCUAAUUUGAACUGUUGUUUUUCUCAUAUCCAAAUCGGAAUUGUUUAUUGACUUAAGACAAGAUUACCUUAGACUUGCCUGAACUUUGGGCAUGGAGGCAAGACUGUGGUGAAGUAGUUGGAAACAGUCUUUAUGUUAAUCUGAGAAAAAGAGUCAGCCUGGUUAUGUUAACCUAUGUCAAAGUGAUUCUUAUCAGAAAAAGUUAAACUAGUUGUAAAAGAGUCAACUGGAAACUUCAUUUUUAAAUUCCCUAUGCUAAGGGUGCCUUAGAAUCUGUCUUUUAUUCAGUUUUACUUUUUGCAAAAUAUUUAAUGCAGGAAAAUCUCGUGAAUUGUAGGAGAAAGGUGUUACUCAUUUCUCACUAUCUGACAUAAUUUUGAGCAAGAGUAUCUAACAGUUCAUUUCUAAUCUGCUGAUAUGGUUGUCUGAUGAGAAAAACAUUUCAUUUCAAACUGUUUAUCUUAACAUUUUGAGAAGCUUUUUGUGAUAUCCUUUAAAAAUCCAGGGUAGACAAAGCUAAAUUAUAGUUAAUGAAGAACAAAUUGAAGAAAACUGAAGUAUAAUUCUCUUCAGGUGAAAGACCAACAGAGACAUUGUUAAUUUAAGCGAACAUUUGCCGUGAAAUGUUUUAACUUUAAACACACUGCAUAAAAUUUUCUUCUGAGUGAUAAAUGAAUGUUUAUUUCUGCACCACAUAAGCAGAAAUAAUUGUUUCUGUUCACUUGAAAUUACUUAUGGCUUAAAAUACUUUCAGAGUUUCUUUUAUUUCUCCAAAUUAAAACCUGGUCACGAGCUUUAUUAUGUCUUCUGGUUUAAAAACAAAGGUUUUUUUUAACAGUAUCUUCAAUGACAAUGCAAGGUAAGUAUAUUAAGGAAAAUCAACAGUUGUGCUUGGGGACUUUUUGUCAUGGGGAUCAAUACCCAUUAUUCUUGUUCUGUUUUUUGUGUUUGUUUUUUUUGUGUUGUUUUUUUCAAACUGAUGUCUCC
Molecule: messenger RNA, 2411 nt
Organism: Miniopterus natalensis
Lineage: Eukaryota; Metazoa; Chordata; Mammalia; Chiroptera; Miniopteridae
Gene: ZRANB2
Product: zinc finger RANBP2-type containing 2
Biological process (GO): RNA processing
Molecular function (GO): RNA binding; lipopolysaccharide binding
Source: RefSeq, a predicted model, not a curated record